Messenger RNA from Sitodiplosis mosellana (orange wheat blossom midge), 5001 nucleotides. RefSeq names its product cGMP-specific 3',5'-cyclic phosphodiesterase. Gene Ontology annotation, biological process: signal transduction. Bases 1207 to 4452 code for a protein of 1081 amino acids. The record is from RefSeq and is a predicted model, not a curated record. The transcript is spliced from 16 exons. Gene Ontology annotation, molecular function: protein binding; 3',5'-cyclic-nucleotide phosphodiesterase activity. NCBI's taxonomy places the organism in Eukaryota, Metazoa, Arthropoda, Insecta, Diptera, Cecidomyiidae.
UUGUUACACUCUCUCCGUUCCAUCGCACAUUUUUCAAUGCUUUUCACGAACAGAAUUUUUGUGUUUUAGAACACACAGAAAAAUAAACGGAAUUAUACAUAUAUCUAAGCCAUCAGUGCUUCGAAAAGAAAUAGAUGUUUCAUUCUUUUUAUUGUGAAUAGUUGGUAGAGCGAGCUAAAUCAACGAUAGAAGAGAAUUGUGGGCUUUUUUUUAAGGCUAGAUAGAAGAUUCAGGGGGCUGAGUUUCGUAUUUAUCGUCCGUGCGGGAAAGGAGAAAGAAACAAGAAGAAGACGAAAAAAAAAUUACUAUAAUGUUAUCACAUUUGAUUCGAAUUUGUUGCUGCUGCUACUCUAUAUGAGCAAUCAUUUGGAAUUUAAGUCGAACUUUUCGACACAAGGAAUUUUUCCCUUCCGAAAAUGUCAAUAGAUAAUCAAUCAAUUUAAACCAAACGACGACGAAAAAAAAACUCAAAAAUCAUGAUUCCAUGAACACACAAAGAAUACACAUACACAACAGUUUUCACCAAGAAGAAAAAAAUAAAAUCAAGGCAACAUUUGCUCGCAAACUCGUUGCAAAAUAUAUAAGUGUGAUGCAAAAUAGCGAGAGUAGAAUUUUAAAAUAUUAAGAAAGGAUAUAAAAGUAAAAGGCAAGGAAAAAAUCACACGCAAACAACAACAAUUUCGAAUGCAAUUAAAUAAAUUGAAACGAACCGUAUCAAGCGUGCGCGCCUGUUAAUUCACAAUUAACAAUGCAGUGAACAACAACGGUUCAAUUAAUAACUAAAGAGAGUAAAAUUAUCAUUAUUAUGGUUAAAUGAUGUGCUAAAUGGAAACAAUUUCACGACACACACAUAAAACAUUGUUGUUUUUUACGAAAUUGUUUUUCGUUUGGCGCUAAUGAGUUCAGCUUUUGAUGGAAUGUGAAACUAUUCGUUGAAUAUAUUCGGACGGCAACUCAUCAGGUGUAAAGAUGAGAGUUGACCAGAAGUAAUUGGCUACACAAAGUACCUACAGUGUUUUUUCUUCUGAAAAAAGAAAAUCGAACACAUAUUUUUACCGGAGUAAUUGAAUCAAAGAGUUAAUCAGCCCUCGCGUCAUCCAGGCCCAUUUGGAAUAGUCCAAAAGUUGAAGUGAUUAUUUUUGUUCUUUUUUUUGUUCAUGACAAAAUCCAUAUGAUAAUAUUACGAAUUGACGUGUUUGUGGAACAAUGUGUCAACGAGCAGAAGAACUAAUGAAUUUGUCAAUGGAUCCAACAAAUAGCGACGCGAAGCGUAACAUUGUUCUUCAAACGAACGAUGUUAUGAUAGAACCCGCAUCGGACACAAACGAAACCACAACCAACACCAUCAUCACCACUACCGCCGCCAAUGCCAACAAAACUGAAAAUGGCAAACAUAGUCCAGCAGCUGCCUUAUCGCCGUCAUCAAUUAUCUUAUCGCCAUGCAGUGAUAAUAAUGAAAAGCCAAACAAUGGCAUUAACAAUGCCGUUGCCGUCAACGAUGAAGAAUAUGAUGAUGUUAAACAGUUUUUCGAUAAAAAAUUACACAUCAUUGAGAAAUGGCUGCGCGAUCGUGCUGCACCCGAUGUUCAAUCAAAAUUACAUGAAGCCACGGAUUUUUCACCACGCAGCCCACAGGCUCCACGCACCUCAUCAGUGACAUCGGAUUUGUUUCAACAGUGGCUGUCCUCGUCACCGGUACAAAAACGAUCAUCAAGCUCGCGUCUAUCAUCAUUAACCAGCCGACAAUAUUUGGAGAAUUUGGACGAGGGCGAACUGUUUAUGGAAUUAAUUCGUGAUAUUUCAAAUGAGUUAGAUAUUAACGUACUCUGCCAUAAAAUAUUGGUGAACGUAUGCUUGCUGACGCAUGCUGAUCGCGGUUCAUUGUUUUUGGCAAAGGGAACGACUAAAAAUCGAUAUUUGGUUGCGAAACUGUUUGACGUAAAUCAAGAUACCGUCUUAGAUGAUGCCACCCGACUAGCAAAUGCCGAAGAGAUUGUAAUUCCGUUUGGUGUUGGUAUCGCUGGCACCGUAGCCGAAACAAAAAAUACGGUUAACAUUAAGAAUGCGUAUGAAGAUCCCCGAUUUAAUUGUGAAAUCGAUCAAAAAACCGGCUACAAAACGAAAAACAUUCUAUCGAUGCCAAUAUGUAACUAUGAGGGCGAUGUCAUUGGUGUGGCUCAAAUAAUCAAUAAGACGAAAGCACCGGGUGAAUUUACCGAGCAUGAUGUCGAGGUGUUUCGUCGUUAUUUAACAUUUUGUGGUAUUGGUAUUCAAAACGCCCAACUAUUCGAAAUGUCCGUACAAGAAUAUCGUCGCAAUCAACUAUUACUGAAUUUAGCACGCAGCAUAUUCGAAGAGCAGAACAAUUUAGAGUGUUUGGUUACGAAAAUUCUCACCGAAGCUCGUGAACUAUUAAAAUGCAAACGAUCCACUGUAUUUUUGCUAGACCUAGACUGUUGUGAAUCGAGUCACAUUGAAAAAAUCAUCGAGAAACCGCAAGCAUCGGUCCAUCAUCAACCGUUGUCGCGACGCCAAAGUCAUAAUGUUAAUGUCGAGGAUAUAAUAGCACAACAGAAUUCACGUGCACGUUUUACCAUGAUUUUUGACAUUGCACAAGAUAGUCAUACACCGACGAUUUCUCGCCCGACCAUCAACGAUUUGAAUACAUCGUCUUUGGCGCAAAUCGCACAAUUAGUUGCAUCCACCAGUCAAUUGUUCAAUAUAAUUGACAUAGCGCAAUGGGCCCGAGAGCACCCAGAUAUUUCACUUGACGAUGAACUGCAAGGAAGUUCAGCCGUGCUAUGUAUGCCAAUCAUUAAUGCACAGAAAAAUGUUAUUGGUGUGUCUCAAUUCAUCAAUAAGGAGAACGGGACACCAUUCACCGACUCUGAUGUGUCUAUUAUUGAAGCGUUCGCCAUAUUUUGUGGUCUGGGCAUACAUAACACGCAAAUGUAUGAGAAUGCGUGCAAAUUGAUGGCCAAGCAAAAGGUUGCAUUAGAAUGUUUGUCGUAUCAUGCGACUGCGACGCCUGCUCAAACCACCAAAUUGGUCCAAGACACCAUACAAUCGGCCGAAGACUACUGCCUCUACAGUUUCAAAUUUAUUGACUUUGAUCUUGACGAUGAGGACACAUGCCGUGCAGCCGUUCGCAUGUUCCUUCAAUGCAACUUGGUUCAACAAUUUCACAUCCCAUACGACGUGUUGUGCCGUUGGAUACUGAGCGUUAAGAAAAAUUACCGUCCCGUUAAAUACCACAAUUGGCGACAUGCACUCAAUGUCACCCAAACCAUGUUUGCCAUGAUGAAAACCGGAAAAAUGGAGAGAUUUGUUACUGACUUGGAAAUACUUGGACUGCUUGUUGCGUGCUUGUGCCAUGAUCUCGACCAUCGUGGUACAAACAAUUCAUUUCAAACGAAAACAACCAGCCCAUUGGCCAUUUUGUACACAACCAGCACCAUGGAACACCAUCAUUUCGAUCAGUGCAUCAUGAUUUUGAGCUCCGAGGGAAACAAUAUAUUCCAGGCACUCUCGCCGGACGACUAUAGACGCGUUAUGAAGAUUGUCGAAGAGGCGAUCUUAUCAACCGACUUAGCAAUGUAUUUUGAUAAAUACAAAAAAUUUGCCGAUUAUGUGGAGAAUGGCGAAUUUGAUUGGCAGAACGAGGACAAAAAGGAAUUGCUUUGUGGUAUGAUGAUGACUGCAUGUGAUGUGAGUGCCAUCGCAAAACCGUGGGAGGUACAGCAUCGGGUUGCAAAAUUGGUUGCCGAUGAAUUUUUCGAUCAGGGUGACCUUGAAAAGCUACAACUCAACACAAAACCCAUCGCCAUGAUGGAUCGAGAACGAAAGGAUGAAUUACCGACGAUGCAAGUGAGUUUCAUCGAUAUGAUUUGUUUGCCUUUGUAUAAAAUGUUAUCGGAUACAUUCCCAUGGAUCAAACCACUAUACCAAGGAACGCUAAAUAAUCGAAAUCACUGGCAAGAUUUGGCCGAAAAAGUCGAAAUGGGUUUAACAUGGAUCGAUCAUGAUACAAUCGACAAACCUGUCGAGGAAUUCGGAGCAUGUGCCGACGAAGUAAAAGGCAUCGAAUUUACGGUAACCACAUUGAAUUGUGCUCAAGAUCAAAAUAACGUUGCACCGAAUGAACAACGGCGAAAAUUCAGUAGUUUACGCAAAACGGGCGCACUAUCAAAAGCAGUACGAUCUAAAAUUUCUAAAUCGUUUUAUAGCAAUUCCAAUAGUAAUAAAGCCGAUAAAUUGGCCAAUGUGCAAGCGAGUAGCGAUAACGAGAAAAUUUGCGAUAUUCAAUUUAGUAGUAAAGAAAAGACUCCAUUGUGUGCGGAAGCGACAACAGCAACGAUUGAAAAAACCACCAAUACCACCCAGACACCGACCACAAAAACCGACAAAACGGAAAAGCAUAAAAAACGAUCGAAACUGUGCCAGUUGCUAUGACCAAAAUUUUAUGUAACCGAAAAGUAAAAACUACCGUCGUCGCCGUCGCCGUCGCCACCGCCGCAUUAGAAAAUUCCUAGACAUGAAAAAAUGAAUGACGGCUCAUGAACGAAAUACGAUAGACGAAGAAAAAACUACGGAGAAGUAGAGAGCAUAAAAUAUAUAUAUAUAUGAGAAUAAGCGACUUUCAAGCAAUAGUCCUAUAGUUGUAAACUGUUAUUGUUCGUUUUCCUUUCUUUCUAUUCUAGAGAAAUCGACUUUCUUUAAGCUAACAAAAGAAACUUUCUCUGUCUUUCAUUUCAAGUGCACUGUCAUUAAAAUUGUUUUUCCUCUAUUCUAAACGUAAAAUUAAAGGAAAAAAACACAAUUCUAUGUAGUCUAAUGAACGUAUUGGUUUAGUUUGAGCUAAAAUUCGUGAAGCCGCACUUCGAUUAGAAUGAAUUCUCUGUGAACAAAGUAUUUAGAAUAAAAUUCGAAGAAUAAAAACAAACACAGAGAAAAGGAGAAAGAGAAAGAGAAAGAUAGACAGAUAGAGAGAUAGAGAGAGAG